Oryzias latipes (Japanese medaka) is the source of this 2701-nucleotide messenger RNA. It is a transcript of the gene atxn7l3a, whose product is annotated as ataxin 7 like 3a. NCBI's taxonomy places the organism in Eukaryota, Metazoa, Chordata, Actinopteri, Beloniformes, Adrianichthyidae. Gene Ontology annotation, molecular function: transcription coactivator activity. The record is from RefSeq and is a predicted model, not a curated record. Gene Ontology annotation, biological process: regulation of transcription by RNA polymerase II; positive regulation of DNA-templated transcription. Gene Ontology annotation, cellular component: SAGA complex; DUBm complex.
UAAAACCCGAAGCCCGUCCGUGUUAUUCUUCUUCGCUUUACUGCUGUGUGUGGCCAAGCUGUCGGCCUGUUCGAUGUCAAGCGGGUUUCUAACGUCAGUUAAGCUAACCUCCACCUGCGGCAGCUCUGACUUCGGACAACAGAAGCAUAAAACCGUAAAUCGUAACGAUGGCUGCGACUUAAGGACAAGCAUCCCGUCUGCGUGUUUCAUCCGGACCGAACCGGUUAUGUGGCUUCUCCCAGAGAAACCGCCUGCUUCAGGCUGAGUUGUUGUUGGCACGACCGGAAUGAAGAAAGUUUUGCUACAAGGCUUGAUAUUCAAAGUAAAAGACACCAGCUCAUCACCUCCAUAUCAAGAUAUCCUGGAUAGAUUUUCAAAUGAAAAUGGAGGAUAUGCCUCUCUCAGGCCCAGACAACACCAAGCUGGAGGCCUUGGUGAACGACAUCUACUCUGAACUGGUGGAAGAUGCGUGUUUGGGCCUGUGUUUCGAGGUGCAUCGUGCUGUGAAGCAGGGCUACUUCUUUCUGGAUGAAACGGACCAAGAGAGCAUGAAAGAAUUUGAAAUCGUGGACCAACCAGGAGUGGACAUCUUUGGACAGGUGUACAAUCAGUGGAAGAACAAAGAGUGUGAAUGUCCCAACUGUAAAAGACUGAUCGCAGCUUCCCGCUUUGCUCCUCACCUGGAGAAAUGUCUGGGUAUGGGACGCAACAGCAGCCGCAUCGCCAACCGCAGACUCGCCAGCAACAACAACACGAGCAAAUCGGAGAGCGACCAAGAAGACAACGAUGACCUUAACGAUAACGACUGGUCAUACGGAGCCGAAAAAAGAGCAAAGAAAAGGAAAUCGGACAAGAGUCAAAAUUCCCCAAGAAGAUCAAAAACUCUGAAACACAAAAACGGUGAGCUUGGGAGCAGCAUGAGUGCAGAUCCUUACAAGUACAACUACAACGCUGGCAUCAAUUAUGAGAUGUUGGGCCCUGAUGAAGUCCGAUCCUUUCUAACUACACAGUGUGGGGUCAUAUCAGAGCACACGAAGAAGAUGUGUACAAGGUCUCAGCGAUGUCCUCAGCACACGGACGAGCAGAGGAUGGCCGUCAGGGUGUUCCUCCUGGGGCCGUCCGCGCCGGUUCUGCCCGAGGCGGACUCCGUGGCGGGGCCUGAAAGCUUCGACAUUCCCGACGGACAGGCCUUAAUGAGCCGGCUGCAGUGGGAGGACUCCCCGGAAAUCUCUCCGUCUGACUCGGCCUCUUCCAAAGCGAGCACCAACCACUCAGACUCCAGGAGGCCCAAGAAGAAGAAGAGGCCGCCUCUGGGACUGAACAGCGGAGGUGGGAUUGGAAGUCUGAGCGGCGGUGGCGGCAGCGGCGGCUCUCAGACUAACAUCAGUUUAUCGACCAAAAAGAAGAAGCCCAAACUCACAGCACCUUCCAUUUCAAGCAUCUAUGAUGACUUAAACUAGCAUGAGCCCGUCUGUCUGAGCAGCCCCUCAGUAAACUCCCUCCUUUCACGCCGUGGUGGAGCGUUCCUUCAGCAGCACAGGAAUCUAACAUUUUCUGGUGAAGUGUCCAAAUUCUUCAGUUCACCUCAAACCACAACAUUCCAGCUAAUUGGUUGCAGCCGGUUUAACGUGUUUUCCUUAGAUGAAGACUCCAAUAAUCAGUUUAUCUCCAUCUACGAGUUUCUACAAACAAAAAAGAUUUUUCUUUAGUGUCUGACGGAUUUGAAAGAGGGACGUAGAACAGAGUGAAAGAAUCUUUCUAUACUUGAUUCUUUGUACCUGAAGGUAAACAGAUUUAGUUACUAAGCAGUUUUAUAAUACUUCAUUAGGUUGUCUUUGCAGCAGGUUACUCACCAACUCUAUUUAACCACAGGUUUAUUUGAUCAUGAACAUAAGGAGAAAGCAGGGAUAAACCUAUCAGAUCACUUCCUGCUACGUUUGUUUGGUGUUUGCCGUAGCAUUGACAGGAACAGCUUCAGAGCUUUUAUUGUGAAGCUUUGAAAACUUGAACAGGGUUCCGACACUUGGCAAAGGAACAGACGCCUUACUGUGACUGGUUGAUGUGGCGAGCGCCGGCUGUUUGGUUGCUCCAUCUUUCCUGUCUGCAGAGGAAGUCGUCAGGAGCGGGAGCAGCAGGUGUUUUCAAAUUAAGAGCCUAAAGUAGGACGUGAGGUCUUCUUUAAGGUCUGGUGGCUUCAUAGUUUGUGGUGUAUUUCGGUUUCUCCGUGAAUACGUUCUUUGAAAUCAUGACGGCGGCGCCGAUGGGAGGAAAAUCUCGUCUGCUCUCGCUUCAGCACGCUUUGAAAAUCUGGGAAUUAUUUUUGCAAUUAUAAGUUUGUGCCUCUUGAUGCUUUAUUUCUAGUGUGGACGUUUUAUUUUGCACAUGUGGUUGGAGAUUUGUCCUCUUUAUUUUUACAAAACACAUCCCAGAAUGUGAUUUUUGUAAAAGUGUGUGUGCCGUUUUCAAUAUUUAAUUUUGUUUACAUCAGGAAGAUAUUUAAGUUUUUGGAUGCUGCUUUUAUUGUGAUGUGUUUAUAUGCUGUGGUAAAAUGGAGAUGAAGUUUUAUUUUAUUUUAUGAUCCAGCGUUUGGGGCGUAAGCUUAAGGAGAACAAACAGAAUCAUGAACCCAACGGCUUUUUUUCUUUUCUUUUUUUCCUGCUUUGCUCAUAAAACCGAUCAAUAAUGCUUUCUGGUUCAUGGA